Messenger RNA from Cuscuta epithymum, 3096 nucleotides. The record is from the annotation of a GenBank genome assembly. Lineage: Eukaryota; Viridiplantae; Streptophyta; Magnoliopsida; Solanales; Convolvulaceae.
UUUCAACUGAGCUUAGUGCUUUAAAACUCUCUCCUCACGGUCCUCAUUUCCCUGCGUUGCACUUCUCCCCCUCUUUCUCUUCUUCGAUUCUUCUUUCCAGCCCCGCCAUUUUCACCGACGAACCAGCGAGUCGUAAUGGAUCCAGUCUCGGAAUGGGGAAAUACGUCGCUCUCCGAAAUGGACCCGGAGAUCCACGAUCUCAUCGAGAAGGAGAAGCGCCGCCAGUGCCGGGGUAUCGAGCUGAUCGCCUCCGAGAACUUUACCUCCUUCGCCGUCAUAGAGGCCCUCGGCAGCGCCCUCACUAACAAAUACUCUGAGGGAAUGCCCGGGAACCGCUACUACGGUGGAAACGAGUACAUCGACCAAAUCGAGAACCUGACCCGCAGCCGCGCUCUCCAGGUGUACCGCCUCGACCCCGCCAAGUGGGGCGUCAACGUGCAGCCUUACUCCGGCAGUCCUGCCAACUUUGCCGCUUACACGGCUGUCCUCAAUCCCCAUGAUCGGAUCAUGGGGUUGGAUUUGCCAUCUGGUGGCCAUUUGACCCAUGGCUAUUACACCGCUGGGGGGAAGAAGAUCUCGGCCACCUCGAUUUACUUCGAGAGCUUGCCGUACAAGGUUAGUUCAAGCACAGGUUAUAUCGAUUACGAUAAAUUGGAGGAGAAGGCUUUGGAUUUCAGGCCAAAGUUGAUCAUUUGCGGUGGCAGUGCUUACCCAAGAGAUUGGGACUACAAGAGAUUCAGAGAGGUAGCUGACAAAUGUGGCGCUCUUUUGCUCUGCGAUAUGGCUCACAUUAGUGGCCUUGUUGCUGCUCAGGAAGCUGCUGAUCCUUUUGAGUACUGUGACCUGGUUACUACCACAACCCAUAAGAGCUUGAGAGGUCCAAGGGCAGGCAUGAUCUUUUAUCGAAAGGGACCCAAGCCACCAAAGAAGGGACAACCAGAGGAUGCAGUGUAUGACUUUGAAGACAAGAUAAACUUUGCUGUUUUCCCUUCAUUGCAAGGCGGUCCCCACAACCACCAAAUCGGUGCUUUGGCUGUUGCCCUCAAACAGGCAAUGACCCCUGGCUUUAAGGCUUAUGCUAAACAAGUCAGAGCUAAUGCGGUCGCGAUUGGAAACUAUUUGAUGAGCAAAGGAUACAAGCUAGUCACUGCUGGAACUGAGAACCACCUUGUUCUAUGGGACCUUCGCCCUCUCGGUUUGACCGGUAACAAGGUUGAAAAACUGUGUGACUUGUGCAACAUUACUGUUAACAAGAAUGCUGUUUUUGGAGACAGUAGUGCUCUUGCCCCUGGAGGAGUUCGUGUUGGUAAGAUUAAGACUUCAUCCGGAUAGAGUGAACUAUUUAAACUUGCGGUUUUAAAGUUAUCUGAGAUUCUGAGGUUUGUAAAAACUGGUUGAACAUAAGUGAUUCCAGUAAACAAAAGUAUUAUUUGGAUAGUUGCUAGGUCAAUCUAGGUGUGCAUAAAGUGUUGUUUGGAUCGAGGUGAACCUAUACAUAAAAAAUUACCCUUGAGGAGAACUUAACUUGAGAAAAUCUCCAAUUUGGAGGUUAUUGAAGGUGACCUUGGUUUGCAAACCUAGGUAACUAGGUUGUUUACAUAAAAGAAUAAACAAACUGAGAUGAAUUAAUGAUUAAAGCUGGAAGCAUUAGGUUCACCUCAAAACAGCAGGUAUCACCAUGUAGUAGGACAACUCAGGCCAAUCAAAUUGUUGCUUAAUCAAGGCAUAGAUUGGCAUUGUUGUGGCUUUUUUAAGCACCCAACUUUUUUACUGUAAAAACCUUGUUUGGUAAAGGUAGUGUUGUGGCUUGGAACAGCUUUUUGAAUCUUUGGGAGCGAUUAGUAUCAUAAAUAACUAAAGUAACUUUUUUACAUAAUCACAACACAACUGGCCCUGAAUCAAAACACCAUAUUCUUUCUUGCACCCUUUUUUAUGAAUAAAUAUAUGUAGUGAAUGAGGAUAUUUGUGGGCAGGUACCCCUGCCAUGACAUCGAGGGGCUUGGUCGAGAAGGACUUUGAGCAGAUUGGUGAAUUCCUACACAGGGCUGUGACCAUCACACUGAAUGUCCAAAAAGAGCACGGGAAACUCUUGAAGGACUUCAACAAGGGCCUGGUUAACAACAAUGAAAUUGAGCAGCUCAAGGCUGAUGUUGAGAAGUUUUCAUCCUCGUUCGACAUGCCUGGCUUCAAAAUGUCUGAUAUGAAGUACAAGGACUAAGCGAAACCUUCCUUUUUCGCUCACCACAAUUUUCUAUGCAUUCUUCAUUAAGAAUUCCCAUUUCUUUUGCCUUACAGUUCAAUGCGUGAAAAAAAUAAUGGUCCGUUUUUGUAUCGUUUUCAAUUGGUGAUUUAGAUUAGUUUUUUUUAUAUGUGCGCUGAGCUGUAGCUGCUCAAAAGUUUACAAAACCUAAAGUGAGUUCCAUCUCAUGGUUUUGUAAAUUUCACUCAUAUCAUUAUGUUUUACUAAGCUCUUUCACAAUAUCAAAUGUGUUAUAAGUAAUGUCGGUUCCUUUUUAUAAACAAUGUCGGUUACCUACAUUUAGGGUUGGACCGGGCUUGGGUCGGGACGGGAUGUGGUCGUUACUGGGUUUUUGGGUUGCAGGCCUGGGCCCGGGUCCUACCCCCAUCCACCAAACCACCCAGCCCAACCCACCUAGCAGAAGACCAAAGCCAAAAAACAAAAACAAAAACAAAACCCGACCCGUUCCCCCUUUCGUUAUCUCGUAGCCCGCCCCCUACCCCGGGUCGGGCCUGCACAAUAGGGUUGACUCGGGCCGGGUCGGCUCCGGGCCGGGCCUAGGCUCGGGUGGGCCGCCGGUUCUGAAUAGUUGGGCUCGGGACCGGCCCGGGUAGCUACCGACUCUGGGCCGGGCCGGGCUCGGGUUUGGUUAUUUUUUUUGCUUUCCUAAGUAUCCCUAACCCCCCUCACCCCCCACCCCCUAACCCCCCCCCCCCCAAACCCCUCCUAAAAAUCAAGCCCAACCCGGGUGGAACCCAAAAAAAUGAAAAAAAAAAUUCAAUUUGGCCCGAACCGGGCCCGGCCCCGGCCGGGCCAGGUCUCAUUUUGAAGGAACCGUGCCUGGAACUGUCUUCCCC